AUGGCGGUGGAAGGCGGAAUGAAGUGCAUCAAGUAUCUCAUCUUUAUCUUCAACUUGAUAUUCUGGCUCUGUGGGAUUGCUCUCAUAGGACUGGGCAUCUAUGUGCAGAUUUAUCUUAACAAAACGCUGACCAUAAGCAAUGUUUCCACAUCGGGGGCUCCUAUAGUUCUUAUUGUAGUUGGGGUCGUCAUCUUCUUCAUUUCAUUCUUUGGAUGCUGUGGAGCUGUAAAGGAGAACUACUGCAUGGUGACUACGUUUGCUGUUCUGCUGGGUGUAAUCUUCCUGGUUGAAAUAGCUGCUGCAAUUGCCGGAUAUGUUUUCCGCAAUAUAAGGUUCAGGAUGUCUACAAAGAUGCCUUAAACAACAGCAUAAGCAAAUACAACACCACAAAAGAAGCAAAAGAUUCAAUAGAUGAUAUUCAGAGAACUUUCGAGUGCUGUGGUGCCAAUAGCUCCAGUGACUGGAAUAACUAUGCUCCUUUCAAAGACAAGGGCACAUAUCCUGACACAUGCUGCAAGGUCAUUGUAACUGGCUGCGGCACGAAUUCAACCAACAUUAACACAAUUGGAUGUAUUCAGGGUAUCGAUAAUUGGAUGAAAAGGAAUGUAGGCAUCAUUGCUGGCGUGGCCCUGGGAAUUGCUUUCUUUGAGAUCUUGGGCAUAGUCUUUGCUUGCUGCUUGAUGAAGGGAAUUCGCAGUGGAUAUGAAGUGAUGUGA
Messenger RNA from Staurois parvus, 716 nucleotides. NCBI's taxonomy places the organism in Eukaryota, Metazoa, Chordata, Amphibia, Anura, Ranidae. The record is from the annotation of a GenBank genome assembly.